Carassius auratus (goldfish) is the source of this 2465-nucleotide messenger RNA. Its product is annotated as tripartite motif-containing protein 16-like. The coding region runs from base 309 to 2018 and encodes 569 amino acids. The record is from RefSeq and is a predicted model, not a curated record. The transcript is spliced from 8 exons. Lineage: Eukaryota; Metazoa; Chordata; Actinopteri; Cypriniformes; Cyprinidae. Gene Ontology annotation, molecular function: zinc ion binding; protein binding.
CAGUGGGGUCCAAUGUUGUUUACAACAUCACUCCAACCAGUUUGGAAUUAAAAGAGAACAUCAUUUUCUUUUUUGGGUGAACAAUCCCUUUAAACUUGCUUUAACAGUUGCUAUAAUGCUGAAAUUGUGUUCUGAAUGAUUUUUUUCUGGAAUAGAAAGGCAAGUUACAUGUGCCUUACAAUACAUCAUCUAUGUAAACUACUGUGGUCCCUGCCUCCACCCUUCUUUCUGAUCUAUAAAUACAGGUUUGUUCCUGCUUCAGUUGCUCUUUCAAUUCACCUUUCUUUCUCACAUCUUUGUUUUAGAAAAUGGCAGAAUCUGACUUCCUCGACUACACCUGCGCCCUUUGCACAUACACCCAGCGAGACCCUGUCACUAUCCCGUGUGGAGACACUUUCUGCCUGGAGUGCAUUAAGAUCUACUGGGACCAUUCUGACCACCUCGGUGUGUACAGUUGUCCGCAGUGCCAGACGACCUUCACUCCUCGGCCCAUACUCAGACGUAACGUGCCCCACGUAGGGAACCCGGAGCCUCGGCCGCCCCCUCGUGAGCUCAACCCGUUUCCUUAUCUUAAGCGCGAGGCGCUGUGUGAUUUCUGUACGGGUCAGCGGAACAAAGCGGUGAAGUCAUGUCUGAUGUGUCUGGCUUAUUACUGUGAGACUCACAUCAAGCCACAUUAUGAAUCGGCCACAUUUAAACGACACAAACUGGUGGAUGAGAUGGGACACCUGGAUCGGAAGAUUUGCCCACAGCACGAAAAAGGCUUAGAGCUUUUCUGCCGCUCAGACCAGAUGUGCAUCUGUGUGCUGUGUACAGUUAGAGAACAUCGCAGCCACAACAUAGUCAGCGCAGAAGAUGAACGCACAGAGAAACAGAAAGUCUUGGUGAUGACUCAGACAGAGGUUCAGCACAUUACCCAGGAUCGGAUGAAAGAACUUCAAGAACUCAGACACAAUGUGGAUGUUCUCAAGGGAAAUGCACAGCGGGCUCAGACUGACAGUGAUAAAAUCUUCAGUGAGAUGUUACAGGCGGUAGAGCGCUGGCAUGCUGAGAUAAGACAACUCAUACAGGCUAACCUACAGGCUUCCAUGGCUCAGGCACAGGGUUACGUAGAGAGACUUGAACAAGAGAUCAUGGAGCUUCAGAAGAGAGAUGCUGAACUACGUCAAAUACUUGAUACAGAGGACAACAUUCACUUCCUACAGAAUUUCCCCACACUAUCUGUUGCACCAGAGCCCAUGGUGCCCAAAGUGCUUAUAAACCAAGAGUUUUCCUUUAGUGAAAUCACCAAGACCGUCUCUGACAUGAAAGAACACCUGGACGACAUCUGCAAAAAAGAGCUGGGAAACAUCUCCAAACAAGUGAGUGACUCCUCAGUCUAUAUCCUGAUUCCAAGAUCUGGAGGACGUUUGAAUGCUCCGUUAAGAACUGACUUGCCAGAGCCUAAAACAAGACUGGAUUUCCUGAAAUAUUCUUGUAAACUUACUUUUGAUCUUAACACUGCCUAUAAAGAGCUGGUCCUCUCAGACGGGAAUCGCCGGGUGAUCCGGAAAAGAACAACCCAGUUCUACCCAGAUCACCCGGAGCGGUUUGAUGGGUUUUGCCAGAUCCUGUGCAAGGAGCCACUCAGUGGAAUGCAGCAUUACUGGGAGGUGGAGUGGAAUGGUGAAUUUUCCAUUGCAGUUGCAUACAAGAGCAUUAGCCGCAAAGGAAAGAACUCCAACAGCCUUCUGGGAUACAAUAAUAAAUCUUGGAGCCUCCUAUGCUCAGACUCAGGAUACUCUGCCUGGCACAAUAAGAUGGAUAAAGAUCUGCUGGGUGCAGCUCGUGCUUCACGGAUCGGUGUGUACCUGGAUUACGCCGGAGGAUCUGUGUCCUUUUACUCUGUGUCUGAGACAAUGGAGCUCAUCCACAGAUUUAAAGCCAAGUUCUCAGAAGCACUGUAUGCUGGGUUUGGCGUUGGAUCAUCUGUAACUCUGUGCAUGCUGGAGAAGAACUACCGAACAUACCACAAAUAGGUUCUGAGCUGAGCUUUGACCCUGAGCUCUUUCAGACAGAAUCUUGGAACGGUGAACAGUCAAAAAGGCAAAAUUUGAAGAAUCACACUGGAUUAUUAUUAUUAUUUUUAUUAAUAGGAUUCUUUGCAUUGUUGUGACUGUUAGUAUUUUUAGCAGGAUUUGUAUCAUGUUACCCCCAAAUUAUCUUAUUCUUACAUGACAAAUGCUGAUUCUGCCUUUUAAAAUCAAUUAGUAAUUAAAAUAAUGAAGACACUGUGCUUCCAAUCAUCACAGCCUUGAUUUAAUUUCAUAUCAACCAUUAAAUAUAGUGCUAAAAAAAAGAAUCAUAAUUUAAAUAGAAUGGAAAUGGGUGGCAAAAAGUGGAAGGAAAUAUGUGUUUAAAAAUAACUAAGCAGGCUAAUCCAGUCAAGAUAAUCACUUUGAAUUAUCUUUUUUUUUAUGGCGUGU